Messenger RNA from Ceraceosorus bombacis, 1886 nucleotides. NCBI's taxonomy places the organism in Eukaryota, Fungi, Basidiomycota, Exobasidiomycetes, Ceraceosorales, Ceraceosoraceae. The record is from the annotation of a GenBank genome assembly.
AUGGUGCAUCCAGCAGUGAUAGCGAGCGCAGUAACGGCAGGCGUAGCAGCAGCCGUAGCCUUCGAGCUGAGCGUGUUCAAACCGUGGAGAGAAGAGAAUUGGCCAGAUGGCGUACUACAAGGAGUCAAGUCAGAGUGGCACACUUUCAAACAGGAUCUGAGAGAGUUGACGGGUGAUAGGCGGGCGCAUACAGGCUAUGAUCAUACUGCCACAAGCGGCACAAGAAGGAGGAGAAGAAGGAGGCAGAGCAGAGAUCAACACGGUCAAGUGGUCGAUCAGACCGAAAGCGAGAGCGAAAGCGGAUCGGAAGACGAGCAUGAUGCGCGUGCGAGCGCCACUGGUGCGCGUGAGGAGAAUGAUGCGCUCAGAAGGAGGAACUUGAACAGACAACAGAGAGAGGAAGAGAGGGAUUUGAGAGAACUUCAAAAGGAGAUCGAGGAGUUUGAGAUGCACGAAAGGGAUGUGAUAAGGAUGAGGCAACGGAUGAAGCGAGAGUUUGAUCAAAGUGUAACUAGCAAUGGCGGCAGCAACAGCAGCAGCACGUCCUCGCGCAGCAAAAGGCCGCAAGGCGAUUCAUCGAUGGUGAGCGUGUUGCUUUGAGCUUGCACUGGCCCUUUUGCGCUUCGGCUAAGUCGCCGUUUUUGCUGUGCUCGCAGACGAUGCUCGAUCGCGCUUCUAGACCCUACAGCCACUCAUCUUCCAGCCUCGUCACCUCUGCUAAACAGAAGGAUUUGCCUCGUCCACCUUCACCACCAUCCAAGUCUAGUGCCAUCGCCUCGCCACACGACCCGCAACACCCUCAUCAUCUCAUCGGCUCACCUAGCGCCUCGACAAACGCAUCGCCCAGCAUCCAGAACAAGUCCUUACCCGACGUAUCAUCGACUGCUCAUACCGAUGUGCGAGAGUGGAAUGUGGCACAAGGUAGCGCUGCUCCUCGUUCCAUUUCUUCCUGCACCAACACCUUGCAUUCAGAUCUCGCAGACGCGAGCGACAACGUCUCUGCUGCUGCUGCUGCUGCUGCUGCUUCACCCACUACGCAUUCUUCCGUCGGUAGAGCUUCCGCUUCCGAAAUCUCGGAUUUGGACGCGCCCCCAACAACGCUCUACACCCCUUCCAUCUCCUCUCGCGAUGUGAACGGAGAUGGCAAUGGCGAGAGGAGAGAUCCUUUUACAUUUGUAUCUCCGCCAGACAGUGUGUGGGCAAUGUCGGAUGGAGGAGGUACAGAUGGAGGGUAUGGAGAUCAAGAUGAGGAGAUGGUUGGGGAUGAAGAAGGGAUGAAUGCGGCGCCAAAAUCUGCUGCCGUCAAUUGUUCACCUAAGGCCACAGUACAGGAUCCGUUCGAGGAUGAUGAGCUUGACUACCCAAGACCAUCCACGCACCUGCACCCGGACGGUCGUAGCAUGCAGCCGAGCUUGAGGAACCAAUCUUCCACCAUGACGUUGCAAGAUCCUGCUCGAUCUAUCGGCAGUGCCGAGCUUGGUGCGCAAAGCGCAAUUUCACAGCAUCGAAGCACAUCCAACUCCUCUUUGGGCCUCCAGACCGCUGCGGAAUGGGAGUCCUUCUCAGGCAGCGGAACCUGGUUCAUGCCUUCGCCUUCGCCUUCGCCUUCCGCUUUCGCAUCCGCAUCCGCAUCCGCAUCCACGUCGACGGCCGCGCAGCGCUCGACCUUGCAGAGCAAGGCGCAAUUUGACGCAAAGACUGGUGCUGCCAUGUCAGAGCGCAAGGAAGCCAACGUCGAUCGUGAGGAGGAGGAGAGCGAUGAGGAAUGGAGCAGAAGCGGGGGCAGGGUGGGAGAUGCGACGGCGAAGGCGGUGGCCACAGCUACAGGCAGCAUCGUCGCGAGCGAUGAGGAGUGGGACAAGGUGAGCGAUGCAAACGAUGCUUGA